Messenger RNA from Chiloscyllium plagiosum (whitespotted bambooshark), 616 nucleotides. The record is from RefSeq and is a predicted model, not a curated record. Lineage: Eukaryota; Metazoa; Chordata; Chondrichthyes; Orectolobiformes; Hemiscylliidae.
GAAGAAGGCCAUGCUGGUGGACAACGUUCUUGCUCUGACUGGAGGCAUUCUCAUGGGCUUGUCUCGGUACUGCCAAUCCUACGAGAUGUUAAUCCUAGGUCGGUUCGUGAUUGGAGCUUAUUGUGGUAUCUCCUCCGGUUUAGUUCCGAUGUACGUGGGAGAAAUUUCGCCCACGAGACUACGAGGGACACUGGGAACGUUACACCAAUUGGCCAUUGUGUCAGGCAUCCUUAUCGCUCAAAUCUUCGGCCUGGAUGUCAUCCUGGGGACAGAUGAACUUUGGCCCCUGCUGCUGGCUGUGACAGUGUUCCCCGCCGUUCUGCAGGCCAUGCUCCUGCCACUGUGCCCGGAGAGUCCGCGCUACCUCUACAUCGUCCGCAACCAAGAGGGCAAGGCCAAAAAGUGUUUGAGAGUGUUGACAGGGAGACAGGAUGUUACUAAAUCACUGAUGGAGAUGAAGGAAGAAAAGAGGAAAAUGGACAUGGAGCCCAAGGUUACCAUAGCUCAGCUGUUCAAGGUGGCGUCGUAUCGCCAACCAAUCUUCAUCGCAAUUGUUCUUCAGCUCUCCCAGCAACUGUCCGGGAUCAAUGCCGUAAGUGUGACCGCCCCAACUUGA